CUGAGACCAUGUCGACCAAGCCCGUGCUGACGUUCGUGACCGGCAACGCCAACAAGCUCAAGGAGGUGGUGGCCAUCCUGGGCGCCGACUUCCCCUUCGAGCUGCGCAACCAGGCCGUGGACCUGCCGGAGCUGCAGGGCGAGCCGGCCGACAUCGCCAAGGAGAAGUGCCGCCUGGCCGCCAAGCAGGUGCAGGGCGCCGUGCUGGUGGAGGACACGUCGCUGUGCUUCAACGCGCUCAAGGGGCUGCCCGGCCCGUACAUCAAGUGGUUCCUCGAGAAGACGGGCCACGAUGGCCUGAACAACAUGCUGGCCGCCUACGAGGACAAGUCCGCGUACGCGCAGUGCAUCUUCGCCUACGCGCCGGCGGGUGCCGAGCCGCAGGUGUUCAUCGGCCAGACGCACGGCAAGAUCGUGCCGGCCCGUGGCCCCACGACGUUCGGGUGGGACCCGGUCUUCCAGCCCGACGGAUACGACCAGACGUACGCCGAGAUGGAGAAGGCCACCAAGAACCAGAUCUCGCACCGCUACAAGGCUCUGGAGGCGCUCAAGGCCCACCUGGUCAAGCCCACCGAGAAGUAAAUACAGUAGUUGAUUUGCAAUUGGAUAGGUGAUCGUGACUCCAUCGUAGAGCUCUCGCAGAUGAAUACGACACGCAUCCGUUGAG
Phytophthora sojae is the source of this 666-nucleotide messenger RNA. RefSeq lists its product as hypothetical. The coding region runs from base 9 to 581 and encodes 190 amino acids. Gene Ontology annotation, cellular component: cytoplasm. Gene Ontology annotation, molecular function: nucleoside triphosphate diphosphatase activity. The record is from RefSeq and is a predicted model, not a curated record. Lineage: Eukaryota; Oomycota; Peronosporomycetes; Peronosporales; Peronosporaceae. Gene Ontology annotation, biological process: nucleoside triphosphate catabolic process. The transcript has a single exon.